AAGUAACCGCCCUCGGAACCAUUCUGAAAUUACAUUUAUGCCCUUACCUUCCUUCUUCUUCCCUGUCUCCCUAUAUAAACCUGCCUUCACUUGAAAACCGUUUGCGCAACUGACUCCCGAAAACUGUGCUUCUGCUCUUUCUCUCUCCUCAUCUCCUUCAACGUUCACUCUCUCUCUUAAAGGAUGGCUUCUUCUGGUUGCGUAGCGUCUCCACCUUCGAGAAACAAAACGACGAUGUCGCGUUCUUCUUCGUCGGCGUUUGCUUCGUCGUCUUCGAGUUUCGCUCCACGGUCGUCUACUUUCUUGACGCGCUCAUCGUCACCCACGCACCUCAGCCUUAUUGGCAGUCGAUUGCGGCCUCCGUCUUCAUCUUCGCCUUCGCCGUCGACGCCGUCAACGUCAACCUCCAUGACAUUCUCUAUCGAUAGGUCGACUUCUCCACGACGGUCGAUGUCGGUGACGAAGCAGACGAACAAUGCGGUGUCGAGUAACAAGAGAAUGUGUAUGUGUGCCCCUACAACGCACCCUGGCUCGUUCCGAUGCGCCUACCACAAGCGUCUGGCCGAACAGCAGAAGAAUCGAGCGGCGUCGCCUGGUCUUCAAUCCUCGAGUACGAGUCUGAAUCUUCGGCGAUCGGCUAUGAAGAACUCUCUGGUGAGAAUCGGCGGUGUGGAGGGUGAAUUGGUGAAGAGGACACUGACCACUCUAAUUAGACCUUCGUCGCAUCAGCUACGACGACGAGAAGGCUUUCAACCAAGGCGGAGCCGACUCUGGAUGAUGUCCUAUGUUGAAGUCGAGUAGUGCUUCUGUUUCCGGAUACAUCCCUUGGCUGACUCUUUAUCUUCUUUCGGAAGAUUAGUAAUUACUCUGUUCUUCGGAUCAACAACACUGAAUUAAGAGUAACAAUUUUGGAAGUGGUGAUAUGAUAGAACUAUUUGUAAAUAUGGGGAUUGUUGUGAAUAAAUUUUUCUUUCAACCAUUGAUACUCGGAUCUGAAGAAUUCGUUGAUGCUACUAUUUGAAUUUGAUGGUCGAAUUUGUUAUUUUAUUUAGUUGGAUCUGUGGUUUCUGUCCAUAAUUUAAGUGACAAAUACAGAAUUCGGAAGCAGCUGAAGAUUUAUUUAUUUAUUUCUUUUGGGAAGAUGUUGAAAAUUUA
Prosopis cineraria is the source of this 1155-nucleotide messenger RNA. RefSeq lists its product as uncharacterized. Bases 184 to 801 code for a protein of 205 amino acids. NCBI's taxonomy places the organism in Eukaryota, Viridiplantae, Streptophyta, Magnoliopsida, Fabales, Fabaceae. The transcript has a single exon. The record is from RefSeq and is a predicted model, not a curated record.